AUGCGGCCCAUAGUUUCUUUCUGUGGGUCCCCGACCUACCAACUGUCUAAAUACUUAACUAACGUACUGAAACCGCUGACUGACGAAUCUAGACACAAACUACAGUCUACUGAGAACUUUAUUGACUCCACUGAGACAAUACAGAUACCGGACGACCACAAACUAGUGCCCUUUGACGUGAAAUCGCUGUUCACCAGCAUUCCACUUCAACUGGCUCUAGACUGUACUGAGAACGCUAUUAAGAACUCUACUGUUGAACUACCACUACCUACAGAUGACAUUAUGGACCUACUCAACCUCUGUUUGACUUCGACGUACUUUCAGUACAACGGCAAACACUACAAACAGUUACACGGUACAGCUAUGGGCUCUCCAGUUUCUGUUGUUGUAGCAGAAAUUGUCAUGCAAAACAUCAAGGAACAAGCCCUAGCUACCUACACGCGAAUUGUACCUCUUUGGUUACGUUACGUUGACGACACAUUCACCGCCGUACACAAAGACGGAAUCGACGAUUUUCACGAACACCUUAACAGACAGAACGCGGACAUACAGUUCACCAAGGAGAUCGAAGAAAAUGGUAAGAUACCUUUUCUAGACUGCUUGGUCACUCGCGACAACAGUAAACUAAAAACGACUAUUUUCAGAAAACCGACACAUACCGACCGAUUACUAGACCAGUCUUCGUACGACCCGACCUCUCACAAGGCUACUACUAUCCGGACUCUGACGAGACGAGCGCAACUAGUUUGCGACUCACCUGACAGCCUAAAAGACGAGACUGAUUAUAUUAACAACGUUUUUAGCAAGAACAAUUACAACACGGACUUUGUUAGACGGAACACUCACAGUAACACUGAUUCCAACUCUCAGACCAACUCUGGCCCUGUUACGACAGCGACUAUACCGUACAUCAGAGGCACCUCUGAAACUAUUGCACGUAUAUUACAACCUUACCAUAUACGUGUUGCGUACAAAGCGAUAACCACUUUACGGCGACUGCUUACUGAUGUCAAGGACAAAGACAAACCGCAGGAAAGACAGGGAGCAGUAUACAAGAUCAAAUGCUGCGACUGCCAGGCUUCUUACAUUGGUGAAACCGGCAGAAACCUAAGCACGCGACUGACCGAACAAAAACGCGCGACGAGGAAUGGUGACGUCAACAAUCACAUUGCUGAGCACCAUUUAAAGACGAAACAUCAAAUUGACUGGGACUCUGUGACAUGUAUAACGUAUUCUACAGACUACUAUCAACGUCUUACUUUAGAAAGCUGGUUUACUAACUUAGAACAAACGCCACUGAAUCGUAGCCAACAGUUACCAGCGCCGUACAAACGACUUAUUGACGAGAUCAAGCAAAACUAA
This is a messenger RNA of Porites evermanni, 1362 nucleotides long. Lineage: Eukaryota; Metazoa; Cnidaria; Anthozoa; Scleractinia; Poritidae. The record is from the annotation of a GenBank genome assembly.